This is a messenger RNA of Ilyonectria robusta, 870 nucleotides long. RefSeq lists its product as uncharacterized. Lineage: Eukaryota; Fungi; Ascomycota; Sordariomycetes; Hypocreales; Nectriaceae. The record is from RefSeq and is a predicted model, not a curated record. The coding region runs from base 45 to 527 and encodes 160 amino acids. The transcript has 2 exons.
AUUGUGACCAUUGUGGCCAUUGCGGACACUCCCAUGUCAAUCACAUGGCCGAUUACAUGCACCAACGUCUGUCGUCCUUCCCAAAUUCCGUGGAAAUGGAACGGCAGAUUGGCAAAGCAUUCAUGAUGGAUGGGCGAAGCACUGUGGCAUGGCAAAUCGGCAUCCAGGCCCAAAAUCGAACCACAUCCCACGCUUCCAGCAAGUUCCGGUCUUUGAAUACCCGGUCCCAAUUCCUACGACCCCUCCCCGCCUCUCUUUGGCCCUGGGCCUGGGCGCUCUCUCCACCUGAUCGGAAGCCCAAAAGCAGAGGUACGUCAGGACUGGGCCGUAAUAAUCAGAGUGUUCCGUCCAAGCACUGCGACCAGAGACGGGCCCCUGUCACGCCCAUGGUACCCCUCAGACCGGUCAAAAACAAUUCAGCACGGAGUAAUGUUGUCUCUCCUCACCGAGUCCACUCUUCUCUCUCACAGACUCGACCAUCUUCACCCUUCCCAGCAGCCCGUCGAGCCGCCGCUUCAAUCGCUUGACGCCCAGUCACUACGGCCACCACACCGCCAGCCGCCAGCCCACUCAGCCCGCAGCUCGCAUCGGCCGUCAUCCCUACCUCCAUCGCGGCCGCAAGCAUAUCGGCCUGCUCGACACACCAAGCCUCGCUCCAGAACCGACGCCAGUACCACAGCAGCCGGCGUCAAUAUCGACAGCAGCACCACCGCCCAGCCAAGCCCGGGCGACGCAUCGCAUCCCAACAGCGACACCACCGUCUCCUCCUCGCCUUAUUCUCUCACAUCAAGUCUGGACGUUGGCUAGUCUGCCCUACUUACUUAUCUCGUUGUCGUUGGGCCCCCUCUCCCGCCGACCUCGCCUUUCUCA